UUGGCAGUAGUGGGGAUUGAUCGCAGACGCUCGCGCAGCUCUCUCGCGCGCGUUCUUUCUCUCUUUCUCUCUCUCUCUCUCUCUCUCUCUUUCUUGUACCAAGAAAGCAAAGCAGUGGAGCGCGCGCGCGCGUGUGUGGUGUGCGUGUGUUGGCUCGAGGCCUGGAACAGAGAGCGAGCGAGCGUUUCUCCGAAAACAGUAUAGUCCAGGAGUGCGAGCGAGCGACAUCGCUGCUGUGUGCUGUUGCGUCGUGUGCACAAGUGUAUCUAACCUCGAACACCGUCGUCGCGGCGACGGCAAAGAUAACGUGCAGCUUUCCGUUGCGGCCCUGCUCGUCGCAGGUUAAAGUUGCACCACUUGUUUCAGCAUUAUAUCUCGGCAUAGUGUCUGUGUGUUACGCGUGAGUGAGAGGAGCCAUCGCUUGUUUUCCUCCUCUCUCUUGGUCUUUGGCGCGCAUGUGUGUGGUGUGUGCGUGAGUGCGUAGGCGCAUUCUUACUCCGAACAACAGACAUGUCUAGGCGGAUGGAUUCGCCGUCGCAGUUAUCCAGGUGACGGGAAAAAGGAGACGAAGAAGCCGCGCGAUCGCAGUGGCGAUGCAACGCCGGACGUGCGCUGAGCUGUUGGACGACAUGGAGUCGAGGCGGCGGAGAAGGCUGCCUCCGCUGGCCGGCGGUACCCCGCCGCCAAUGCUGCUGCUGCUGUUGCUGCUGCUGCUCAUCGUCCUCGUCGACGCCGCCGCCGCUCAGUGUGCCCGUGGCAUCCAGACCCCUGGACGAACCUGGCCGGCCGGCGACAUUGUGCUGGAGCACGGGAACCCGCUGCACAUUCAGUGCAUUCUGAGCGAGACGGCGGCCGACACGUACCCGGGGGUGAACUCGUCCAGCCUGGUGUUCUUCAAGGGGCCGCGCGAGAUCGAGCCCGAGUACGUGAGCGUGAUCAACGCCACGGCCGUGCAGCUGUACAUCGCACGGCCGGCGCCCGAGAACGCCAUGUACUACUGCAAGCUCAAGCUCGACCGCAGCCUGCACGACAAGGACCACGAGGCCGUCUGCCUCAACAAGGUCGUCGUCGGAUUCAAGCCGCAGGAGCCGCGAGUGUUCGACUGCUGGUCGAACAACUGGCAGAACAUGACAUGCAGGUGGGAGCCGCCACACAACUACGUGGACACGGACUACACCAUCACGUUCAAGCUGCCGGGGCGGGCGGGCAACCGCAAGCUCUACCCCUGCCCCACCGACAAGGACAAGGACGAGCACAAGGACGACGACAAGAAGAAGAAGCUGGCCAGGCCGCGCAACUCUUGCUUCUGGGGUCCGUCCACCGACCCCAUCUACCGGCAGCCGUACGAGUACUACACCUUCUUCCUCACCGGCUACAACGUGCUGGGCAACUGGUCGGGCACCUUCAAGUUCCACCACUACGCCCAUGUUAUCCCGGCGAAGCCGACCAACUUCACGGUGGUAAACAAGACGCUGGACAGCGUGCUGCUCCACUGGGACGUAGCCUUCCCGAUGCAGACCUUCCCGCCGGGAAUGCAUCACCGAGUGGCAUACCAGAACCAAUGGGAUAGCCAAGACGAGUGGCAGAUAAUCAACAUCACCGAUGACUGCCACGUUAGCAACAGGUACUACAACUUAACCAGCCUCAAAUACGCCAACACUAUCUACGACAUCCGCGUGUGGGUCAAGAGCGCCGUGGCCGUCGGCGAGACCAAGUGGAGCAACUACAGCGACGUGACUUUCCGUACGCCCGCGCAAGUACCAGGCAGACCUCCGCGCACUGACGUGGGCAGCUUCGAGAUCACCGAGAGCAACCAGAACCGCGACAUCUACCUCUACUGGCAGACCAUACCGGCCUGGCUCGAGAACGGCAACAACUUCCGAUAUCACGUCACGCGAGUGGUCGAGAACGGACAGAGCGUCAUACUCGCGCCCAACGAGACCACGCGCACCUACGCCAGAUUCCGCGGACUCGCCCACGAGAAGAGUUACCACUUCGACAUUGUCACCGUCAACGACGUCGGCCAGCACGACUCUCCCGCCAGGAUUUACGUGCCUAGUCGAAAUUCGCUGCCCAAGGAGCCGAUAGCGUUCACAAAGAUCGCUUUUGAAGACGGCUUGUACGAGUUAUCUUGGAAAGCGCCGAUCGGCGGUGACAAAGAGAUAACGAACUACACGAUCUUCUGGUGUGAGAACGACCGUGAUCGGCCUUAUCAAUGUCAAGGCUAUCUCGAGUGGAUUCAUGUACCGAAGCACUCUCGAGUACACAACAUUACCGUACCCGACCCCAAGAGAGUUUAUCAGUUCGCUAUUUCGGCCAAUACCAAGUACGCCAGUAGUGGCAUGAUGUGGGCAUCUUGUACGGUCAUACAUAACAAGGUGGUUGGCAAAAUGAAAACCGUAUGGAUCAACCGAAUCGGCUCGACGACCAUCGAAGUUGGCUGGAAGCUCGACUGCUCCGAUCGUAUCGGAAUCGUCGAUGGCUUCAGGAUUUACUACUGUCCAAUCGUAUCCCCUUACAAUUCCAAAUGUAAGGAACCCAUGCAAAAUAGCACGAUCAAAGCGGAUUUGAAUACCAUUAGGGGAGAGGUACAGGGUCUGAAACCUUACACCACCUACAUGAUCGCUGUAUCAGUCGUUACCAAGAAUGGCGAAGGCCAACAAAGCGAUCCACUCUACAAUACAACGCUCGAAUCUCCGCCAAGUAAACCUCCGAGCGAUGUCGUUGUCAGUCAAAUAACCAACAGCACUGUACAUCUCAAAUGGAAGCCGCCUAUAGCUAUGAACGGCGUACUUCGCUACUAUUUGGUGUACUACAAUGACUUGAUCAAGAAAGUCGAAGAAGUGCCCGAGGUCGGGCUCGACCAACUCGUGGCCGCACACAAUUACAGCAUCAGAGUGUCCGCUUGUACCGUCGGAUGCAGUGAAAAGUCUUCGCCUGUUUAUGUUUUCACGGAUAUUGGUGUGCCCGACAAGAUUCAACCCCCGCUGGUUAGGUUCGUCAACUCCAGUCAGGUCAAAGUACUCUGGCCAAAACCGCAUCGUACCGCUGGGCCUAUCAACUACUAUCAAGUCAAGAGCAACGACGGCGAAAUUCUCAAUACUACCACUCAAGAGGCUUCGAUUGGAAUACCCGAUUGCAAAACUGUCGGCAGAGAGAAGCUCUACAAGUUUCAAGUCAGAGCUGUCAACAUUGCGCCGCACGGCGAACAUCUGUAUGGUAAUUGGUCUGACGCUGGCGAAGGAAACUGCUUCAGCAACGGCCCCUCUUACCGUGUUUGGGUUGUUAUUUGGGUUAUCGGCAGCAUAUGCGGUAUUGCAUUUGUCUUUUGCGUUGCUUAUUCAUCCAAAAGGGUAUGGGUCAAAUGCAAAGCUAUGCAAGACGUCGAAGUUAAGCUUCCACCAGGUUUAGCUCCAAAUAUGCAGAAACUUCUGCAAAAGGGAGGUGACCAACACAUACGACAGCCAUCAGCGGACUCAAGUGGGUGCUCAACGGGUCAAGAUUCCGUGACCUCUUCACUCACUUCCGAAUCGCAAGUGUCAAAUGACAGUGGUGCCGUUGACGUCGACCCAACUACCUCAAACGAUAAGCUGAUAAUUGAUGCCACAACAAAUUCAACUUCCUCGCCUGCUUGGGAAUCGUCGAGUCUACGUCAACGAAACGUAGCUGGAUCAAAGUUCAGUUCCGAUACGACUACCAGAUGGGAUCCAUACGUGAAAGUGGCUAAAGGUUCCAGUGACCUCGUUAUGCCAUCAACCCAAGUCGCAGAUUCGCUUUCUCUAGCUAGGUCUACGCCUAAUCUAAGCGAUAAUUUAGGAUACAAUGCUUCACCGCAAACCUGGUCGUCGACGGGUUAUAUAAGCAUGCCUUCAUCCGAGGAGAUGUCGUGCAACUCGAGUCCAGUUCCUAGCAAAACUUCAGUCGUAGGUAGCUACAGUGUAGUUGGUUUACCCUCGAAGUCAUCUCUGCGUUGCAAGUCUGAGGAAAAAACGUGCAACACUCUGACAAAGACUGAGCUAGAAAGUAAAAAAAACCCUUACGUGAGCAUUGAUUUGCUCAAGCAAACACCGAAAGAUCAACUCACCAAACGCGCCUUGGACUCUUUACAAGUCUUCGACGAUUUAAAGUUCGACACAACGAAUAAGCAUCUAGAACCGGAGAAGCUUUCGAGGCCGUAUGUUCAAGCAGCAAUGCUCGAGUCGAAGAAGUCUCCAUUUGACGCGAGGCAGAAAGCACAGCCAACGCCUAACUUUUUCGUUCAGACUACCCUUGCCGAGGAUCUCGCCAGUAAACUUAGUCCUAAUCAGAUGUCCGACACGAAACCCUACGUGACGGUCGGAGCUAUUCCCGAACUCGUCGCAAGCAAGCCUACAGCUAAUAUUCUGCCAAGUGCUUCAACAACCAAGCUGAUGGAAACAAAGUCGAACGCGGGCUACACGGCAGUUGGCUUGCUGCUCGAUACCAAGAACAACGAUGUUUCUCAAUUGGCGAUGCCCAUGUUGCAUCCGGAAUUCGAGACAUCCUCUUCUGCUGAUGAAACUGAUAACGAACAGACUUGUUUGUAUCCAUCACUGGAUCUUGAAAUGAAUGAUGACACGCUGUCGAGUACGUCCAGCUUACCAGCGUCAACGUUCACGGUUUGCUGGCAGCCGCCAAACGACUCGGCAAAAUCUCCGUCGGAGUACGCGCAGCCACAGCAACUGACGAAAACGACGUCGGGUUAUGUGACGUUACCUGAACAGCAAAAGCCAGUGCCAGCCAGUCGAUUUGCCGCGCAGAGCAGUUCGACCGAAGAACAAUACAGUAAGGUAGCGGUCGUACCUCGAGCAGUACACUAAUGCUUCCUUUGAAUUAAUGAGCUUGAGAAGCUGGGCACUUUUCGACUUUUCUCCUUGUCAUUGUGUGUACUAGAGUUGCUAGCCAGAAGACUCGUCUUUCUAAGACACCUUGUAAACAUUUUGGGUGAAUCAGCAGAUUCGUGUUAAUCUCUAAUACUUUUAACGAACGUCGGAUUAUUAUUUUUUCUUUUUUUUUUUCUCUAUUUUCUACCUAGGAUUCUAAUAAGGUUUGGUUGGCAACUUUAAUUUCUGUUACAACAUGUUUCCGUGAUAAGAGCUGUUUCAUUUUGUUCAUGAGUGUCUAUUAUAUGAAUGUUUAGAAGAAUAUUGUAAAAAGCGUAUUUUUAAUAUGGUUAUCGAGUUGACAGUUCUUGUCAUGGGAAUGCAAUGUAUAUAAUAAUUUUUCGACUUUGUACAAAAUGUAGCACUAACGCGUUAAGAGUGUGUAGUAAUAAUUAUACCUUAACAUCAUGAUUGUAAAUGAUUUUUUAAAAUAAGUAACAUUUAAAAUCAUUAUUAAGAAAAAUUAAUUAUCAAUUGAAUUAAACACUGUUCUAUUGUUAAUAUUUUGGAAGCAUUAAAAUGAAAUUCUGAUUCGUAAAUACUUCAAUCUUGAAAAAAUUACAUACAAUUAUGAUGAUCGCGAGAAGUUUAAAUGGUAUUAUGUGGUAUUCCAAGUGAAUCAAAAUAUACUGGUGCUAGAUUAUAUGAACCUUACUUAUACCGACUCUGAUUACUUUGUCGAAGUGGUUACAAUUCAUCUUUAAAACUAUGUAGUUGAUAGUUUACUUGAAUGAUUUAUUUAUUUAAUUAGCUUUGGAGAUGAAUUACAACUGAUUUCGAAAAUCUAACCUUUUAAAUGCAGACCUUGAUUUCGUCAUCAAUUUUCGACGCUCCUAAUUGUACGAAUGUGCAUCAGUUGAUGAUAAUUCGUUAAGUUUCUAAAGACAUACUGAUGUGAAUCAAUUGUGAAUUGGCUGAAUGUACUGCGUUACUUUUAAUUCAAUAAUACGACAUGAUUAGCCUACUUUGUCUCUUGGAUUAUUCAUUAAAAGAUCUUUUAUACGUUUGCUAUAAUCAAUGCGUCACGGAAAUUGUAUAAAUUAUUCGUUAUCAAUUGAAAAAUAGACAAUGAGAUUUUUUAUAAGUAUUCACACAAUUUGUUCACAUCACACUUCUGUAACAAUAUUUUGCUUUAUGUUUUACCAGCGAUAACCUACUGUGUAAAAUAUUCGUGUAUGGUCAAUCGUGCUCAGUUUCUCUAUAGACAUAGUGAAUAAAAUUCAUAAGACUUUGAAAAUGAGAGCAUGAAAGAAACUUUAAGGUAAUCGCUGUACAAUCUGUCAUUGAUUGUAUCCAGAUAAAAAUAGUUUCAAUCUCAAUGUUGUUGCGUAAGAAAUCACAAAAUUAUGUACAAAUCGCGACUUUUGUAUCAGUUUAUGACGAAAGUUAAAUUUAGAUAUAAGAUAAAUCAAGAAGCAGGUUGUCUUUUUUCAAUCUCGGAGAAGCCGAUACACUUUCAAUACAAAAGUUGUUUUCGUAUGCUAAAUUCAUAAUACUAACAAGUUUUUGAAUAAUCAAUGUAACAAUAUAAUGCAUGUACGCAUAAUAUGUUAAGCUAGUCAUUAGAAUUGACACUAUUGACGAGUUCCCACUUCCAUUCGAAUGUCAUAUUUUUCUAUUUCUCCAUUUUUCUCACUAAUUCGUCCGUGCACGUGUUAGAUUGAUUCUUGUUACAAAGUUCAUAAAACAUUGUACAGUUUUAUAAGAAAAAAAAAAAUAAAUAUAAUUUUUUUAAAAAAGUUAAACUGUUAUUUAAAAUCGAUAAGUGACCGACUUUUACAACGACAAAGAACUUCGAAGGAACUCGUCGACGCGUUUGUCAAAAGAUCAUACAUUGACUUUGAUUCAAAUCCUACGUAACAGAAGUCGAGCCAAUUAUUGAGAACGAAAAGACUAACGCGCUAUAAACGAGCUUAUGUAUUUACACACGUCAAUUAGCAACGUACCAGAACAAAAACUAAAAUCAAGUAGAUGACAGAUGGAAUCUUUUUCUUCCCUUGCAUUCAGCUAGAGAAUGAAAAAAGAUGAUCUAGAAACAAAGAGAAGCUUAGAGAGAAAAACAACACUUAUUUAAUGGCACGAGCUUUAUAUGCAAACUCAUGUACACAUACUUUUAUUGAACACACCGUCCGAUUAGAAGUUGAAUUAGAAACUAUAACGGUGUAUCCUAAUUUUUUACGUAUAUUUCUCUGUCUAUUGUACAUAAUGUCUUAUUAUAUAUUUUUGUUAAAUAUUUAUAAAUAUCAGAAGUACUUUAUAUUGCACGGAUUAGCGAAAGAAGAAGCUAUAUAUAUAAUAGUAGAGACUAGGAGAAAUCCUCUUUAAUAUAAGAAAAAAAAUUAAGAAAAAGAAGAGAAAAAACCUUUAAGUUGAGUAUUAAAGAAAAUAUCGUUGUAAAAAAUAUAAAAUAUAUUGAGAUUUUUUUAUUAUUUAAACGCCAACUUUGUAUAAUUUAGUUGAUUAUUGAACAAUAAGAUUAAGUGGCUAUCUGAUAAGUAUCAUUUAUUUAUAUUUUAUUAUAAUAUUGCUUCUAAGGAAUAACAAUUUGCAAUGUGCAUCGCUGCACUUGGCGUCGGAGAUGAAAAAUUUAUAUUGUUUUUUUUUUUAAAUACAACAUUGUAAUCUAUAAAAUUUAGAUAAUUUAUGUAUGCUAUAUUUAGGUACAGAAAAUAAGUUUUUUCAUUUAUCAAAAAAAAUGUUGAUAUGUCUUUGCGUUGUGAACAGUGGUCUUUGGAGUUGUGAUAACGAGUGUUUUUUACAACAAUUAGAUAUUUUUCGUGACGCGAUUUUUGUGCAAUUAAACAUCUAGAGAAAGCCACAGAAGCUACAAUAAAAUGUUUUUCCACACACACAUACAUGUAAAUAUAUUUUAACGUACAAAGGCGAAGUAAUCACGACAACGAAUUUGAAACAAGAAGCACUAUGAACGCGCGUAACGAACAAAUUGAGACGGACAGCAGGCAUCUAUAAGAUUUUGUACAAAUGUAUUCUGUAUAAAUAUGACUUUCUUACGCGACUGUUCGUCGCGUUUUUAUUAUUUAUUUCUCUCAUGAAAGUGUGAGUUAUGCUUAAGCGAGCUUGACGAACGUAACAGCCGAGUAAUAUAUAUAAUAUAAUAUAUGUAAGGAGCGACGUUGCGAGUCGUUGAUUGUUUGCGCACCUGGUAUGAAUGGGAAGAAGAAAGGAUUUCGUCGGCGUCUUGUCUGUUCGUCGUGGCGCUGCGCAAUUCCCAACGACGGAAUGCCAUGGAAGCUUGCCAUUUUGGAUCGCGAAGUGACUCGCGAUCGAGAGAGAAUGAGAGAGAGAGAGAGAGAGAGAGGGAGAGCAUGAGGCGACAGACGCAACGCACCGUGUGUUUUGCAUGAAAAGAACGAUAAUUGUACUUGGCCACGUUUGAUGAACGACGAGCGAUGAAACUUUGGCGACAAGCUCGUUCCGUUGUUCGUCACCGGAAUCAUCGAAGUGCGCUUGUCAACAGCCUUACUUUGUAGUUACUGUAUCUAUCGAAAUAAACGGCAUUUGUAUUGAACGCACACUCGGCUGCCUUUGAUUAUUUUCU
Molecule: messenger RNA, 8460 nt
Organism: Phymastichus coffea
Lineage: Eukaryota; Metazoa; Arthropoda; Insecta; Hymenoptera; Eulophidae
Gene: dome
Product: cytokine receptor
Exons: 16
Coding region: 594-4838 (1414 amino acids)
Molecular function (GO): protein binding
Source: RefSeq, a predicted model, not a curated record